UUGAAACUUUGUUAUCUGCUUUAUUUGAAUAUACUUGUGGUUUUUAAUUAGAUGCCAUACAUCGCUUCUGCCGAGUCGAUGACGAUCUCAUGUGCUUGCAGUAAUAGCGGAUCAUUGUCAGGUGUACCGAAUCACGUACUCGAUGGUCGCCAUAAAAUGUAAAACUAUACGGACAGAUGCUAAUUAGGACUUACGCGGUGUCCUGAAUUCGUAAUCAAUCGAUAUUAGCCACUGGGUACUAUACACACACUAUAUUAUUUCACUAAUUCACUGUUAAAUCGCAAUCCUUCAACGCCAUGCAAGCACGGCCGCCAUUUCUGUUGCCACAGUCACAGUGUCAGUGCCACGGGCCCACUUCACUUGGACCAUUUCAAUAAUAUUAAUAAUGAUGCCUUGAAGUUGAUGGAGAGCCAAUGACUUAGUGUUUGGCUACUAAAUUCCUGGAUCACAUGAUGGCCAGCCAGCAGUUACAGAGUUGCCAACGAAACUACAUUUCGUCAUUGGUAACAGGUUUGGUAGGAUGCAGGUGGCGCCGCUAUCAGCAGUUGAGAGACCGAACAAGAAAGAAAGAUAUACUAUGGUUUGGAAUGUUGGUGGUCACAUAUGUGUAUACUAUGAUAUGGCUGUACUUUUGGCUUGUUAGCAACAAUGACUUCAAUGAUUUUGACUGGUUCAUAUAUAAUAACCUUGGCUUCUGGUUUCGUUGGUAUUGGCUGAUGGUUGGCCUUGCCUCAGUUGCUCUUUGUUACACGUCUUUCAUGUUAGUGCUUUCAUUGCUACGUUUUGUGCUUGGGAAUGGGCUGUUUCUACAUGGACUGCAUAAGUGUGUGCUGCUCAUAAUUUUUGCCAUCUGUCUUGCUGAGACUGUCAUCGUAACAGAGAUUUGGCGUACAGAAUGGGCCGUUGUCCUCAUCUCCCUUGAGGUGUUUGCUCCAUUUCUGUGGUUUGCUUGGACCGCGUUACUGACGUUGUUUUCGUGGCCAAUCAUAUCUGGCUGGUUUAGUAUUUCCGGCGCAGGUCAUAGGAUAGUGCUACUGGUCGCCUACAUCGGACUGAUGAUGUUCGUGUAUUUGUGUCCGUUGAUGAUUCGAUCUCCAUGCAUCACGUCACGAGCAGAGCUGCCAAUGAAACCCCUGCUGUUUGGUCAUAGGGGUGCCCCAGAGAUAGCUCCAGAGAACACCAUGUUCUCGUAUAGACAAGCCAUGAAAUACAAUGUCUUUGGUGUGGAAACAGACGUACACAUCAGUUACGACGGCAUUCCGUUUCUAAUGCACGACAAUACGCUGAAGAGGACGACCAACAUUGCUGAGCUAGGCCCUGAUUCUCAGAACUCCGACGUGUCUUUCUUCAACAUGUCCGAUUUACGUCUACUAGAUGCCGGCUCGUGGUUUCUCCAGGAUGACCCUUUUGGGACGGUGGCCUCUUUAUCUGCAGAAGAUCGUGAUGAAAUCUGGCAGCAGAAGAUUCCAACUCUUGAGGAGUUUGUAGAUUUUGCUAGCUCUGCCAACGUGAGUUUGGUAUUCGAUCUCAGUCGGCCACCUAAAGGACACCCGAAUCAUGACAAUUUCGUAGACGUGGUCCUGGAUCUCAUAUUAUCGUCACCUGCAGACCAUUCCCGUGUGUGGUGGCUUCCCUUACGCCAGCGAGAAAAUGUUCAACAGAGGGCACCAGACUUUAUAUAUGUAUCUGAAAUUGUCAACUCGACAGAGAAUCUGUUGAAGAUGAAAAUCGAUGUGCUUAAUCUACUACACCCGCAAUUCGACCAAGAUGAAGUUCAGUAUUUUAACCACUACAAUAUUAGCCUGAACAUGUACGUGGUGAACAAUGCGUGGCUUUUCUCCUUUUACUGGUGCAUCGGAGUGGAAUCGGUGACGACCAACAGGUGUCAGCACUUGCAGCGCCUAUCAGAGCCACUGCUCCUCAUGAGCAAGGACGUCUUUUCUUUGAUGUGGUUAGUGACAAGUGCUACGUCCUUUCUAACUGUGGUUGGCAUGUUUCUUCUGAUCAAAUACCGAUUAUUGUGCACCUGCAGACAGCAGCCGAUGAGCCACUUACAGGCGGGAAACACUGAGAGGCAGCGUCGAAGUGGUAUGAAAGAUAAAUUACUGGUGUCCGUGGCAGACGGAGAUUACAGUGCAGACCCGAGUUCACUCGGCAAUCACUACAAAGACUGGAACAUUAGUGAAUCAUGUGAUACUGAUGAUCCAUAUCAUUUAGAAGGGGGAGACCUCGGCGAUUCUUUCCUCCAGUCGCUACACCAUAGCGAAGUAAAGGUAGACAUCUGAAUCCAUGUGUUUUACUUGUAUGCGACUAGCAAUAUAAAAAAAACUACAUCGCUACUUUAGUACAUAUACUAUAUGCUAGUAGUGAUAUAAUUUUGAUAAUGUGCACAGAUCGUCCAGCAAGAGGUGCACUGUCUUCCAAUUACCAUCGUUGUUGAUUCAUUGUUUAGGCAUGAUUGGGCGCUACUUGAUGAAAGCAGGUGACACCUGUCUGUUAUACACAUUCACACACACUUAAGUGGUUUUGCAUGAAACAGUGCUGCCAAAUUUGUAAUCGAUUUGUAAUUGUGUGUUUUUAUGUAGUUUCUGCUAGUUUCCACAUAAAACUAGAAUUAACAGUUUACAUGAAAGAUAGUGAUCCACUGUUGUUGUUGUUGUUGUUGGUGUUGGUGUUGUUGUUGUUGUUGGUAUCAGUUUAUCAUGAGUCUAAUAGUAUAAUUUUUAUAAUGAUGGCCUUACUACUAUACUAGUUAAUUGUCUUCAAAGCUUUCGAUGGUUUCAGAUCUGGUUUACAGCUAAUGGAAGCUUUGCGAUGUCAAUUAACUUUACAUAUCAUGUCUUACCACUCUUUUGUAAUUAAGAAUGUUCCUAACCAUGUUCCUAAAUAUUUUGCAAUGAUCUAUGAUUAAUUAUGCCAAAGUUGAUUAAGCUUAACCACCUUAUUUUGACAGACCAAGAUUAUGGAACAGUCAUAAAAAAUCACUGGAAACAUUGAUUUAGCUAGCUAGCAGCAUAUAGGUAUUUUGUGAUCCCAAAUGUUUUAUCGCUGCAUUUCCUUCUCUAAAGCAUAUAUAUAUUCCAUGCAUACAUUUGUAUAGACAUUAGAAGCGUUUUUUGAAAUUAUUUAUUCCUAUGCAUUCUUUCUAUCUACAUGUGUGUAAUUAAAUGUUAUAUGAAGUCUUUUAUGGUAAUGAUGUAAUAUAUAGUAUUUUGUAGUGCAUAUUUAAAGCAUUUUUUCCUGCAUAAAAAUAACCAGGACCCCGACCAACUAGGCCUAAUAGGUAGUACAACAUGGUUAUUACCAUAGAAAUAAUAUAGAUACAUUGUGUAUCUAUAUUAUUUCUAUGGUUAUUACUGUCAACGUUGUGACCACCUUUUUUAGGCAGAAGUCAUUUCUGCAUGCAGUAAAAGCUUAUGCAGUUUGGCGCUCUGUAAUAAAGAUUUGUAGAAUCUCUCUCGGCAUGUAAAAAGUCUAAUUAUGUAAGAAGUUACAUGCUUUAAUGCUUCUAGAUAGCGUUGAGUGGUCAAUGACACCAAGCACGCUACUGCACGUGCCAUUCUAUAGUUGACCUUGUGUAAACAUUUUCUUGUGUAGAGUUCAGAAAUGUUAUGUAUGCAAUGCUACAAACAUUCCAUGAUGCAAUCCUUUAACGUAGGUCAGUGUGAUCAACGAUGAGUCAAACAACGUCUACGCGAAGAAAAUUCGGUACAAAGAUCCGGGGUUUUAAACCGCGGGUUAGUUGCCGUCACUGUUUUAGAUGUGGGUAAUUUACAACCACGUCUAGGCGAUGGUUCUAAAACAGGUUUUCAAAAACCUGACUUUGAUAACCCACUGAGAUUAAUAUUUCCGUUCAUAGGUUGCGUGUAAUAUACAGGCCUUAUGAUAGCCGUGGGGACGCACUAUCUAGUUCCUUGAGACCAUAUCCUCUUGAGACCCAUCUAUCUCCUUCCUUGCUUCCACCCUGGUAGAUACGAGUUUCAUAAUGGAUUCAUUUGCCGCUCGUAGGCGAGUUUUCCUUUUGAAAUCGCUUUUGCGUUUACAUUUGUGAUUGAAAUUUCCAGCUUGUACCCUGGUAACUAAACCAUUUCCGGACUAAUAUUUGUCGUGUAUUAUGCUAACUUCGUCGUGUAACCCUAGCUAUUUAGUGUGCAGAAAGUCUGUGAUUGUCCGAUGCCUCGUAUUCAUUUAGAGGCUUACGGUAAUUAUAUUAUUAUUAUUAUGACACUCAUACCCGGUGAUCGUAUAACUAUGCUGUUUAGUGCUCUCGCAGUAUUUUUGAAAUGCACACUGUAAAUAGUAUGUGUAGGAGCAGGAGACGUUUUUCCUUUAAUGAAAUUUUAGUGAAAAUAUCUAAAUGGGUACCCCAAGUGCAAUGGUGUGUAAAUUAUUGAUUAUUGAGAUUUGCUAUCACCUUCUUUAGUCAAUUAUACAUCAGGUCAUCACUAGGAAGAUAGCGAUGUAUUUGUGACGUUAUGUUAUUAUUUUAUAUAACUGAUACAAAUUGUAGUGCGCUUUAUUAACGCAAGAGUAUACUUCAUUGUUUCUAUAAAGGUGUCCCGCUUUUGUUAUGUAAUUGCACGAAACAAUACUAAUAUAUUACUUAUUUAUUGACUGCGUUUACUGUUAAUUCGCACACGUUUCAUGUUUUGAAUUUUUCAUUAUAAUAUAAUAAAUAUAUGUGUGUUGAAA
This is a messenger RNA of Priapulus caudatus, 4692 nucleotides long. Its product is annotated as glycerophosphodiester phosphodiesterase domain-containing protein 5-like. The record is from RefSeq and is a predicted model, not a curated record. Gene Ontology annotation, biological process: lipid metabolic process. The transcript has 14 exons. NCBI's taxonomy places the organism in Eukaryota, Metazoa, Priapulida, Priapulimorpha, Priapulimorphida, Priapulidae. Gene Ontology annotation, molecular function: glycerophosphodiester phosphodiesterase activity. Gene Ontology annotation, cellular component: membrane. The coding region runs from base 450 to 2285 and encodes 611 amino acids.